CCAUCACCACCAGCACUCUCGACCUCCAUGAAGCCUUCCCCAACACCUCCUCCUCGAACCUCUCCAUUCUAGGUCUCGAGGGGGAGCAAGAGAGUAACAGACGUGGUAAAAUCAACCUGACUCUCCUCAAGUUGGACCUGGAUCUAUCGAGGGUCUUCUCAAACCAGGAGGCCGUGUCUGAGGACGUUCAAGUGUUCCUCAUCUUCGUGUACUCCUUGGCGGCCUUCCUCAGUCUCCUGGGCAACGUGACGGUCAUACUUGUGUUGGCGUUCGGCAGGAGAUCAUCUGUACGGUGCUACCUCAUUAACCUGGCCGUCUCGGAUAUCACCAUGGCAACCUUCUGCAUCCCGUUCUCCUACACCAGCUUCAUGUUCCACCGCUGGGUGUUCGCGCCGGAGUUCUGUAGGAUCGUGGCCUUCAUGCAACACAUGUCCGUCACCUGUAGCGUCUAUACCCUCGUCGCUAUCGGUGUUGACAGGUACAAGGCGCUGAUACACCCCCUCAACACCCGGUGGACCAAGUCCCGGGCGAGGCUGGUCAUUGGCUGUAUCUGGGUCUUCUCCGUCGUUAUCUCUCUGGUGCCUCUCGUUGUCUCCGAUUCUGAGAGAUACGACUGGGAUGGAGAAUGGUACUACGAGUGUAAAGAGAACUGGCCUAAGACGAAGAACGAGCUGUAUGAGAAGACGUACACGGUGGUGCUCUUCGUGCUGACCUUCGCCCUGCCUGUGGUGGGUCUGGGCUACACCUAUCUCUCUAUAGUGGGGAUGAUGUGCUCCUACAGGAUACCGGGCAACGCCGAGCCCUCCAGGGACCAGCAGCAUCUACAGGCUAAAGUUAAGGUAAUCAACAUGAUGAUAGCCGUGAUGGUGUGCUUCGUGCUCAGUUGGUUCCCGCUUCAGGUGCUUCAGUUCCUCAUCUACUUCGCCCCGGAUAUCACACAAUGCCGGGGACACGAGUGCUUCACCUAUUACAUGAGCUUCUUCACCUGUCACUGGAUAGCUAUGGCCAACUCCUUUAUGAAUCCCUUCAUCUACUGCUUCAUGAGUAACAACUUUAGGGAGGACUUGUGUCAGUUCAUCAGGAAGUGUGGUCGAAAAGGCAUGAGACGCAACCACUCGAACCCCUGGAGUCGUAGUGAACUCGGCUCCUCCUUCAGAUCUAUACUCUACAUAACCCACAAGACUUCUGUUCAGAGUUCGAGCAAGAUGAGUUUCCGCGCUAAAUCGGACAAACAGAGAGAAGGAGAGACUGUGGAGCUUCAACACAUACGGGAUGGUCAGGUAACAGCUACAGUGGAAUAUUUAGGUUACAGUGGUGAAGAUAGAUACAUUCGAUAA
This is a messenger RNA of Homarus americanus (American lobster), 1337 nucleotides long. RefSeq names its product RYamide receptor-like. Gene Ontology annotation, biological process: neuropeptide signaling pathway. Lineage: Eukaryota; Metazoa; Arthropoda; Malacostraca; Decapoda; Nephropidae. The transcript has 9 exons. Gene Ontology annotation, molecular function: neuropeptide Y receptor activity. The record is from RefSeq and is a predicted model, not a curated record. Gene Ontology annotation, cellular component: membrane. The coding region runs from base 330 to 1337 and encodes 335 amino acids.